UGUUUUUCAGCAUGCAAUACAAAGAGCAACAAGCCAUCAAAGAAUGAAAUAGAGUAUCGAUAAGGAUUAUGUCCUCAUUCCAGGAAAUUGUCAUGAAGUUUAAAGUCCUGUUUUAUUUAUGGUUGCUGGGUCUAAUAAAGCCAGGCUUCUCUGCAGAUGUUUCUGUGUCCCCGGGAUCCUCAGCUAUCCUUAACUGCUCUGUUACAUUGCCCCCUAUGGUCGAUAAUUCACUUUUAAUGACCACCUGGUCUUUCAAUGAUUCAGUCAUUGCCUCAACAAACCACACUGAACCUGGCUUUUUCUUGAACACCACUGCUUCCUUUAUUGGCGCUUCCCCACUGACAGUUUACAAUACAACUCCAGACCAGCAAGGGGUGUAUGAGUGUAAUGUGACCUACAAUGGCACAGACUACUCAACAGAUGUGAGCCUGACUAUUUUAGUUCCCCCUUCGAUCUACAUCAAGUCACCUGAGGUGGUUCUAAAAAGAAAAAGUGAGUUUGAAUGUUGGGCGAUGGGGUUUAGUCCUCCCCAAGUAAUGUUUACCUGGACACGUGCAGGAGAGAAAAUCCCAGCACCCCAUAAGCUGCAAGUUAAUCGUACAAAGGAUGGUUUGUAUGAUGCUGUCAGCUGGUUGACCUUCAUCCCUGAACUGUCUGACCAGAACACAACAUUUGGCUGUGAGGUCCAGCAUCCAGCACUGGGGAAACCAACCACAAAAAAGUUUAAGCCACAUGUGAUAGUGCUUCCAAAGGUCACUCUAUCUACUGUCCCCUCUGCUACUCACACCUCUCCACUCACACUCUCCUGUGAGAUCACUGGUUUCUUCCCUCACAAUGUAUCUGUUCUAUGGAUCCAAAAUGGAGAAGUUCUUCACGAGCAUUCAUCAGCUGUACAGAAUGAGUAUGGAUUGUACAGAACACAUAAGUACCACACCUUAAGUCUGGAAGAAAGGAACAGAGGGGGAGAAGUGCAGUGUGUGGCCCAACAGCCCCAUGUGCCAGAACCUGCCUUUGGAACCAUUGACCUAUCCACUAUGGACACACGUGUGCAAAAUCCAGGACUAAAUAAAUCAGCAAAGGCUUCAGUGGCGAUGAUGAUAAUUUCACUCACACUUGUUUUCUUGCUCUGCUUUGGAUUCUCCUGGAAGAGAAGUGAUGAGAAACUGAAGUCUCUAAAUAUAUCAGCAAUUGUUUUGCCACCCAGAGUGGUUGUGGGCAAGAAGGGCAGAGUCACAAUCAGCGUGGAAGGCAGGUUGGCAGAUAGAGUACAGACGACUUGGUUCCUAAAUGAUGUCCCUAUAACAGACACUUCAAACACAGGUGUGAAAAAAUUUUGUUCUUUCCGCUCGGCAGCCUACACGUCUCGCAGCUCUUGUGUGUCUGAGGCGUCUGAUAAAGGUCCUCUGCUGUCCUCUACUGCUGCAGGAUAUUACAAGCUCCACACUCAGCUGCCACUCCGCUCAUCCUCUGCUUCAAACAAACAGCUCUUCUCCUCCCUCACCUUUAUACCCAAUCUGUCUAUUCACAAGGGAGCAGUCUUUAAAUGCCGGAUCUCAUAUAAGGGCAAAGACAAGACUGUGGCAGAGAGAGUAUCUGAUAAGUUUACUAUUCUAGCACCCCCUGAAAUUUCGGAAAUCCAAUUCUCAGAGCCGAAUGUGGAACGAGGUGUUGUGACGCUGACAGCCCAGGCCACUCACUUUCAUCCAGACAUCAUCACUUUUCGCUGGUUCUGUGAAGGAGGGGAGCUUUGCCCAGUGUCUAUCCCUCCAGCUCUGGCCGCGCCUCGGCCUGAUGCUGAGGGUUUCUUUUCCGCAAUGAGCCAGUGCAGGCUUCCCAAAGCAGAGCUGGAAAGAGGAGAGACCAGAGUGUGGGUUACUGUUCACCACAUGGCCCUCAAGCUGCCCAUCACACGGGAAACCAGAGGGUUCAUUAAAAAACCCACGGUUUCAGAAAUUACCUCCUCUCCUUCUCCAUGCAUUGAGGGGAGACCCCUGACCCUUGCCUGUGAAAUAACAGGUUUCUACCCACCUGAAAUCUCAGUCAAAUGGCUGCAUGUAAAGGGGAAUGUGGCUGAGGAGGGAGAGGAAAGCAAGGUGGAAAUAAAGGAAGGAGAUGAGCUUUGGGGCCCUUUACAAACUCUGCCCAGGACAUUUCGGGCAAAUGCAUUCUUGAAGGAGGUGGAUGAGACAAUCAGGGGAGAUGAAAUCAUCUGCAGAAUAUUGCAUUGCUCACUUAUGAAGCCAAUCGAGAGAGUUUGGAGGAAUACUCAUAUGGUUGCUCCCACCAUACCCUCUUCUUUGUCAAUACAACGGGGCAGUGAUGGUGUCAGAAUAUUCUCCAUCCUUCUCAGUGGAGGAAACCCAAAUGCUGAACUGCUCUGGGCUGCUGGUGGCAAAAUGUUGUUUAAACUUUUGUCAAAAGAGAGAGAAAAAAUAAACAGUGAGGGGAAACCAGAGCUCAGGAGUGUUUGUGCUGUGGUGAGAUCCACAGGACAACAGGAAAGUCGCAGAGGUGGACACACUGAUAAAAUCAAGCCACCUGCUGCAGACCUUAAUGCAGAAUAUAAAAUAAAAGAAUUUGUGGAUGGACUGAGAUCAGUAAAAAAUGAUCAAACGCCUGAGGAAAAGGAGUAUAUGGAAAAGAAUGAAGCAGACAAGGACACGGAAGUGGAUCCAUCUUGUAUUAACAGAGUGAGUUUGACGCGAGAGCAUCUAAGAGUGACUGUGGAGAUCAAACAUCCUGCACUGAGCUUGCCUGCAUACCUUACAUGGACAGAGCCUGUAGAGGACAGAUUUUUCUAAUGGAUCAUCAAACCGGCAACCUUUUUUUUAGAAAUGUACUCAGACCUGACCCCACAUCUUUACUGGAUAUAACGUUAUAUUUAUUUAUUUCAUAAAAUCUAUAUUUUCUUUUACUACUAAUUACAUAAUGCACAACGAAUAGAGACACUACCAAACACUACAUAUUUUUAAAGCUUAUGUCUGUCAUCAGGUAUUGUAAUUAAAUAAACAUUUACAAAGCAAGCUGCCAUACGAUAUAAUGCGUCCGUGAGAAAGAAUAUGAAGUAGCACUGUGACAAUUUUUUAUGAGUUGUGUCAAACCUCAACCACAACACUUAUUUAAACAAGCACACAUAAUAUUAUAAGCUCAAUGGAACGUGUGUUCACGCACGCGCGCACAAACACUUUAAUAAAAUACAUAUCUAAUAUAUUAAAGGUUUAGGUAUACCUAAAAAAAAUCCAGUUGGUAUUAAAAAAAUCUAUAUUAAAUAUUCAUGUUCUUUACAUUACGUUGGAUGAAUUUAGAAAAUAAUGUAGAAAACAAUAAAUCACAAAAAAUACUGUUACUGGAUGACAGAUAGCUAGAUGUAAGUACUUUAAUGUGGAUGUUUUGAUGCACAACCUGUAAUUUAGAGAAGUGUUUGUCGAAAUGAUGUGGUUAAAUGUCACAGGCCCUUUGACGCUGCAUCUUUCUCACCACAAACCAACUCAGUGCUUCUGCGCUUGCUUUGGCUUGUGUUAUGAUUCACACCAUCGUCUUCCUUAUUAAAACGGACAUAUGAACGACAUGAACUAAACAAACAUGAGCAGCAUCACGCACUAAGGAUAUUAAUGACUAAAAUAAUUGUGCUUGCGUGGGUUAAAACGCCUAAUCAAUUGAGAUUAUUUGAAGAAAAAAAUCCGCGUGGUUCAGACAUCGACGCCAAAACUUGAAAGGGUUAUUAGUUUGUCAACACUUUUAUCAUCGGCAAUGGACACUUCUGAAGGCUCUGUAAACCGUAUUGGUCGCACUAUUUGGACAGUUUGGGUGAGUCAUUUCUUUUAAAUGUUAUCCGAAUAAAUGCGACCAUGUCUGUGAAAACCCAGCUAAAGUAUUUUUUAUUUGCUGUUUUGUACACAAAAUCAUCCUAAAUAACGCAUUCUGUGAGAAUAAAAAAUUGCUAUUUUUAAUACUGACUGAGUAUAAUGCCUUAAGAUUAAAGGCAAUGUGUUAACAAUGAGAAAUUCAAACUUUAAAGCUUUAAAUCUAGUUAUAUUGUUACUAAGUCUGGAUUUCACAGCCAGGCCAACCAAUGACAGUAAAAGGCACAUAAAUUCGAUCAAUUAUUCCAGUUAAAUACGUUAUAUUUUGCCUUAUAUCUAUAGUUUAAUAGUCUUAUUGAUUUUCUGUCUUUUAAAAUAAUAAGUGUUACAUGGACACAGGUAUACUAUAGUUUAUUGAGUAAUUUAACCUUGUGAAUUGUUUUGCUUAUGUAGGGUUAUCUGUCAGGGGCUGUUGCAAGAUAUCUUAGCCCAGAUGUCACUGUUAAUGGAAACCAAAGUGUUAAUUCUAGAGCAGAUACUCUCUACAGGAAUACAGCAAAAAAUACUGACAGGCCAGUAAAGGAGA
Paramisgurnus dabryanus is the source of this 4389-nucleotide messenger RNA. RefSeq lists its product as uncharacterized. The record is from RefSeq and is a predicted model, not a curated record. NCBI's taxonomy places the organism in Eukaryota, Metazoa, Chordata, Actinopteri, Cypriniformes, Cobitidae.